Molecule: messenger RNA, 7730 nt
Organism: Toxorhynchites rutilus septentrionalis
Lineage: Eukaryota; Metazoa; Arthropoda; Insecta; Diptera; Culicidae
Gene: p130CAS
Product: breast cancer anti-estrogen resistance protein 1
Exons: 6
Coding region: 1123-3456 (777 amino acids)
Biological process (GO): cell surface receptor protein tyrosine kinase signaling pathway; cell migration
Cellular component (GO): plasma membrane; cytoplasm
Molecular function (GO): protein binding
Source: RefSeq, a predicted model, not a curated record
CCAUCGCGAGCGUUUACGCGGUUUCGUGGUUUUGUGGAGUCAACGAGUUUCGUGUGUGUUCUUUCCUUCAUCGGGUGUUACUCUCGUCGUUGUCGUUUGUAGUUCCGCUCCCAGUUCCUGACGCGUAUGCUCCUCGCCGUCGCCUGAGCCUUGUGUGUUAUUUUGACAAGUGUGCACUCCUCGGUGGCGUAUGAAGCCACGCGCGUGACGAUUCCGACUUCAAGGUGAUUAGUGAUAGCAUUUUGGUGGGUAUUAUUUUUUCGGUUCUUCCGAUAAUAAUACCAUUCAGAAGGGUAUCCAGGAGUGAAGUUAUGUGUAAUCAUUUUCCCACACGUAAUGAAGCAGUGGUAGAAGUUCGUUUGUAACGGUUGUGACCUCUGCAACGGAAGUCUUUUAAAGUGCUUAUUUUCGGAGGAAUGUGAAUGCGGUGGCUUUGUGAAGUAAUCACGGAAGAAAAAGUGCGCUGAAAAUAAGCACAUGCACAAUCAGCGAAAAAAAGGGAAGAAGAGAAAUGGUGAUGGCCAAAUGUAAUGAUGAUUGAUUGUUUUUUGUUGUUCCUCGGUCAAUUGUGGAGUCCAUCAGGUCUUAUUUGACUUGCUGGAAGUGCUGUGGCAGCAAUUGUUCAUUCGAAUGCAAAGCAAUUGGCAAAAAGUCUGUGAAGUAGUGAAAAUUGACGGAUGAGAAGAAAAAUGUGACACUAAUUACGAGUGGAAGUUUUUGUUGUGAAGAAAGCAAAGCCUUGCUUCUGAUUUGGCAAUGAAAGCAAAACCAAUGCAAAAUAUCAUCGAAUCACGUCAAGUUCAAAACCAUGGAAGCUACCUCAAGGAGGAAAAAAGUGGUAAACCAAGCGAUUAAUUAACUAAUUGGUGGUGAAAAAAGAAGCUUUGUCGAAUCUAAUCGACGCCAAUCACGCAAGUCGGAAAUUUUGGAACGGAAAUUACUGCGGGGUAGAGUUUUUUUUUGUUGCGUCGAUCAGUUAGCAGUGCUAGUUAUCAUUCGUGACGACGAAGGCCCCACCGUUAGGUUGUCACGAAAUCGUGACCUAAGCCAAAAACGGAAGCACGGCAUUUUUCCCGUGCCGGAAUUUGACAUUUAGACCAGCCAGAGUUUACGAGCAUAACCAUGCCACAUCCGAUGUCGCCACAGUCACCGGCGCCAACGUUUCUGAGCAGCAGUCGAGGCAGCAGUAUACACCUUCCGGAGUACGAUUAUGACGAGCCGAAACCGGCAAAGAAAGUGCUUGCCAAGGCCAUCUACGAGAACAUUGCGGAGAGCACGGAUGAGUUGGCCUUCCGGAAGGGUGACAUCCUCACCGUCAUCGAAACGGACACGAGCGACCUCAAGGGAUGGUGGCUCUGUCAGCUGCGGGGGCGACAGGGUAUCUGUCCCGGCAAUCGGUUGAAGAUUAUUCAACCGCACGAUUCCGGUUGCUUUACGUUGUCCCCUGCCUCGUCACCCUGUCCCUCGGUUGGCCCGGGAACCAAUCUAAACAGCCCUGUGCCGAGCGACAUCUACGAGAACACAUCCACCGGCAGUUCCUACGGUCAAAAGCAGCAGGGCAAGCGGAGAUCAUGGCACAUUAAUCCCAACAAGGUUCUGACACCCCAGAAAUGUGGAGACGUGUAUCUGUAUGAUCUGUUACCAACUCCGACGCGUGGCGGUAGCCCAUUCCAACAGCACUCGACCUCAUCAGACCCACUAGACACAUACGACGUUCCGAAGCCGCCGGUUCCCAUAAACUACGACUCACCGCGACCGUGGUCACGAACGCCGCCCCAUUACAGCCAUCAUCCGCAGCAUCAUCAUCAUUCCCCGCACACACCCAAUCUCGCUCAGCACCACCAGAGUCACCAGCACUUCAACUAUAGAAUGGAGGAGUCUUACGAUGUUCCCCGGCCGGUGAACAAUCUACUGGCUCAACAGCAGAAUCUUACCCCCAGCAGUUCCAACUCGUCUCUGCUCACCUCGGACAGCCUCAGUCUGUCUUCCUCGAACCGAUCAUCGUUAGCCAACAUGCCAGAUUAUGACGUUCCCCGGAGAAAUCCCGUCUCGAUACGGUCCACACCACCCCCACCCCAGCAGCAGCAGCAUUCCCAACCACCCGGUACUCCACACUCCCAAUCCAGCGGCAUUUUCAGCAGCAACAAUUCGAUGUCCAUUUCAUCGUUCUCCUCCAGCACUAGUACUUAUGAUGUUCCUCAGACGCCACUUCAUCAACAGCAGCAGCAGCAAGUACAAACCUCGCAAACACCGCAGCCCAACAAAGAAUUACCUUUGGAAUUGUCCUCCGCGCUGGAAACCCUCGCGAGGUUACAAAACGAAGCAACUGCCGCUGUUUCAAGGCUGCUCGGAUUCGUAUCCCCCAACUGGCGAACCAAGGAGAAAUUGGAUCCGAUACUGAUGGAUCUCAAGUUAGCCGCUGUGCGGCUCCGUACCGCCCUGCACGAUUUGGCCGAGUUCGGCGACGGUGCACUGGGAAAUGCCUUCAAGGCGGAAGAUAAAGGCAUAGCCCAAAAGCUAAAACCUCUGGUCAAGGCGCUGCGCGAUGCCGACAAGCUCGUUCACGAAGCAUCCCAGAACCUGGACAACCAAGGCUGGACCAUGGUAACGCUCCAGCGACCGGAGGCAACCCAGAAGCUCCAACAACAGCUACCUCCCGACAGUUUGGACCAAUUGAUAGCCUGCGCCCAAACCCUCACGGAAGACGUCCGGCAGACGGCUUCCUUCAUCCAGGGCAACGGCACACUGCUGUUCAAGCGGACAUCAACCGCAACUGCAACAUCCACUGCCAGCACACCUCUGACUCCUACCGGAAAUAAAGUUACCCCUGGAACUAACACCACCAGCAGCAGCAACAGCGGUAGCAACAACAAUAACGGGGACUGGCCGGAGGAUUACGACUACGUAAGCCUCGAAUCGAAAGAGGCUUCGGCGAAAUCGAACGCCGAAAUUCAUGACGCACUGCCAAAAGAUUUGAAGAAAAACUUCGAGAACGUCGUGCGCAACGCAGACGCGGCGGCCGCCGUUUGCAGCGAGAAGACGGAGACACUCGAUCCGAACGAUAAAUCCGUGCUCGUGUACUACGCAUCCCAAACGGUAACGCACAUGGGUUACCUGACCCAGGCGAUAGACGCAUUCCUGCAGACGGUAGAACACAACCAGCCGCCAAAAUUUUUCCUAGCAUACGGGAAGUUUGUGGUGCUCAGCGCCCACAACCUGGUCAACAUUGGGGACAUCGUGCAUCGGAACGUUUCACGGGAGAACGUCAAGACCCGGGUGCUCCAGUGUGCCGACGCACUGUCGGAAGCGCUGAAAACGUGCGUUGCCAAAACGAAAAAAGCGGCUCAGCACUUUCCCAGCGUUACGGCCGUCCAGGAGAUGGUCGAUUCGGUGGUGGAUAUCUCCCACCUGGCUAGCGAUCUCAAAAUUGCAAUGCUCGAAGCGGUACAACAGUAGAAAUGGUGGUAAAUAGUGAAAAUUCGAUUUGGGCUCAGUGUGGAUAGCAAGCGCAUGGUUGGUUCUCAUGGCUCAAGAUUUACGCGACUCGUGUGCGAGCGUCCGUAUGUAAAAGUGACUCCAUGAUAUUCCUGGAACCACGGUGAGCAUUAGGUUUUUGAGAACUUCUUUUCUCAGGAUUCAUAAAGUGUUUGCAGCGAUGUUUUUUGAAAAGCUUGAACUGCCUUUUUCAAAGCCGGUUCAGGUAGAAAAUUGUUCUAGAAUGCUUUUGAUAGACUGUAACUGUCAAAAACAGCGAACAACAGCAUCUGAAAUUUACCAAAAAGGUGGAACUUUUUGAUGUGGUGUUGCAAUUGAAGGACACACUUUAGUAAAAGUGAUGAUGUAACAUCUCCCUCUUAAGAAAACACGUAGUCUUGAAGACGUUGUGGAAGCUUUACACUCCACGUAUUGGUCUGGAUGGUAGUGACGUAGAACACUUAGAUGGGACUGAGAUGGGAUCAAAUAGUUUUUCCUAAGGUUUGAUUCAUUUAGAAUCCGGAGUCACAAAACCGGUCGUAUCUCGGAUUUGGUUAAAGGUAAAAAACAUUUUUAAUUCAAAAUGCAGAUAAUUUAUUGUUCUUUAUAGAAAAAAAAUGCUAAAAAAAUAUUCCGUUACAUUUCUGAUGAAUGUUCGUACUUUACUUCGGAUGCCUUCAUCAAAGUUUACACACUCUGUUGAUCAACUUUAGCGGCCAUUUUAUUUCACGAUCUCUUCAUGUCUGUAACAUCCCGAGUCACUUUGGCACCCUUCUUAAAUUUUUGCUUUAACAAUUGCCCAUUAUUUUUUGAUUGGGUGGAAUUGGGGGCAAUUGGGAGGAUUGAGGUCUUUUUCAAUGUAAUCGACCCCAUUGUCACGAUGCCACUGCAGCAUCUCUCGACAGUAGUGGCAGCUUACCAAAUCUAACCAAAAUAUCGAAGAACCUCUGUGAGCCCCCUAAUAAACGGAAAGAAACGUUUCUUCAGACACUAUUCCCUAGAGAUUUUAGAAUCCAUUGUCUGGUUUUGACAAGAAUCUUAGUAUUUUGUACACAGUUGCAAAUCCGUGGAGGCGUUCUGGCGUAGUGGUAACAUCCAUACCUCUCACGCAGUUAUCACGAGUUCAAUUCUCACUCCCGACAUUCUUCCAAAAUCGAAGUAAAAGUGACGAACCUGCCGAAAUGUGUUGAAAGUCACUAUAAUAGAGAAAAAAAAGUUGCAAAUCCGUUGCUAAAUCAGCAACUCCCUGUUAAAUUUAUCAGCAAAAACGAACUUAAAUUUGCUGAGGACAUCUCCUCUGGUAGUGACCAGGGAGCUGUACAAAAUCCAUAUUGACGUACGUUUCGUUAACCAUCAGCAUGCCUCCUUCGUACUUGGUCAAACCGAGUUCCCCGGUCCACCUUAAUUGUUCACAAUACCUUCAACUCACCCUCCGAUCGUAAAUUCCACUACAACGCUUCCUCUGAUCCAUCCAAACAAAAGUUGCACGUUCACGGAACCAGCAAUUUCGCUAUUUCAAUACCUAACCACGCCAGAUUUUUAAUAUGAGUGUUCGAAAUCAAAUUUCUUCUCUCGGUGAAUUUACUGAAAGAAUAUUAAGUUUACAAUUACAAUUAAGUUUAGCAAUGAAAUGAAAAAAAUCAAGCUUAUUGAUGAUUUCCAAAAAAUGACCGAACGUUUGAAUUAACUCCACUCAUCAAAUUCUGCACAGUAGUCUUUGUGCACUUUCUGGACGCUUUUUAGACACUGUGCCUUCCUUGUUGAACUGCAGCUGGGAACAGUUAGGUGGGUUGAAGUCUUCUUCGAUGUUGUUUUCCGAAAACCACUGUAGAGUGGAUUUGGCAUAAUGUGUCGAUGCCAAAUCCGGCCAGAAUAGAGGAGGAACCUAGUGCUUUCUAUAAAGUGGAAGCAAUCUCGUCUUCAAGCAUUCUCCCACAUAAAUUUGAGCAUUUAUAACCCCUUUUACGAAAAAAGUUGACGAUCGCAUGCCACACGUGCAAAUGGCUUCCCAAACGAGCACUUUUUGGCCGAGUUUUUCCAUCGCAACAGUCGUAUCCGCUAAUGGUACACUCUCUCCAAUCGAUAUGGUAUAAAAUUGAGGUCCCGGCAGCGUUCUGGAAUCUUCUUUGACGUAUGUUUCGUCAUCCAUGAGAAUGCACUGGUUGGAAUUGUUCAAAAUACGCUCAUAUAGCUUUCGAGCUCGUGUUUUAGCGAUAUCCUGCUGCUCCGGUGUUUGUUUGGCCACUCUAAGCUUUUUUCUAGACUUCAGACCAUGUCUCUGUUUAAUCCGCUGAAUCAUCCCAACACUGGUUUUGAACUUCUUGGCCAAAUCACGAAUAGAUGCAGACAUGUUUUUCUGAAUAUAAUUUACUUUUUUUUUUGUUUACUUUUCGGCACAAUUCGAGAUUACUUGGUCCGGGUUUUCGCCCACUUUUGCUGAGAUCCUCGAAAGAACACUAAUUAUCGAACCUUUUAUUUCUCUAUUAUAGUGACUUUCAACACAUGUUGGCUGGUUCGUCACUUCCACUUCCAUUUUUGGAAGUCCGUACAUACCCGAUAUCGCUUCUCUCUUAACUCACAAACCGUAAUAUAACCAUCAGCGAAUUCAAUUUUGCAAUUAAACCACUCAAAAUGCUUCAUAUCGAAGCCAUAAAAAUUACAUCUCCUCUACUGGUGAGAACAGUUGAACUUUUUGGCGACAUCCCGUUGUCUCAGUGAAUUCUUAUUAUUGAAGGCACAAGAAAGAGAACGAAGUCCUUUUGCGUUCAUAAUUUUGGUAGGUCUCCCACUACCUUUAUUGCGAGUAGUUGUUGGGGAUUUAAGGAUAUGGUAAACAGACGAAGCCUCAAUAUGUUCUUUUUAAAAUGUUGUACCGUAUACUUCUUGCCGAGAUUUCGGUGCAGUUCGUAGAAAUGUACAACGCGCUCGCAAAAUGAUUCUUGUUUCGAUGGCAUUUUGAGGAUGCUGAGCAUGCAUGAACAAAACAAGAAAUACCAGCAGAAAGAGAAAUAGAGAACUAACACAUACACACUUUCAUAGCGUUCUUAAAAAAACCCCAAAAUUUUAGUUGCCACCCGUUAUUUGGUUCCAUGGUUCCAUGGCUCCUUCCCCACGAUGCGGAAUGAAUAAUAUCCAGAUUCUCACAGAAUGGCUAAAAUUCGUAUUCAGUAAACUGGGCUACAUUAUCGGACACUCUUUUGGGACACUAAAACUAGCACCACGGCCUUAUAAAGAGUUAACGAGCAGUGGCAAAUAUAUUGCCACCAAUUUACCAAAUGUUUCAAUAGUUAUCUUUUUAUCAAAAGAGAAUAUGUGUAAAGGGUUAAUCCAAUCAAAUGAUCAAGUUUUCUUGGUUAAAUCGAUAUGAGCCGAUUCACUUCUUGAUAGUUUUGUUUCUGGUAGUGUUAUCAGCUCGCUUUGUGACACUUUUAAGGUCCUUGGAUCGCUUGAUGAUGUCCUGAAAACUGUUAUUGGUUGAUACAUAGUGAAACCGCGAUGUCUCAUUCGCCCCUCAAGAUUCCGUGCAAGGUCAAGGGAUUUGUGAAAAUAUGAAAAAUAAAUACAAACAUUGGACGUAGCGAAACGAAGAACCUCCACUUGAAUGCUUCAGCCAAGAAAAAACAAAUAAAAAAACGGAUUCGUCGGGAAUGGUCGAUUCAUUUGAUCACCCAAAGAUGCUCAUCCAAAGAAGUGAAAACAUUACACCAAGUGCGCAAAACCGUACCUCAGAAUCCGAACAUCGACAUUUAAAAGACUUGAUCCGAUCAUGCCGCAUCCAUCCUUCCCAUCGAACAAACCAAUACUGUGUGUGAGGGCCAAUACUUACAAGAUAUGCCAAAUUUAUUAGUAGAACCGAGCGUGUCCGGUCUUUUAUGUAGUUGAUCUAUUAGCAAAGAUCAAACUUCGAGAGACCAGUGAGAACGGAGAAGACAUUUUAUAACCAUAAAGACACGAACCCGAAGGAGAAGAACAAUAACACAACUUAAACUUUUAAAUGUGAUAUUAAAUAACUGACGUGCAUACGCGCAUAUAAACAAAUGCAUUUGAAAAGGAUAGGAUUUGAUAGUUGUAAAACAGUUCGUAUAAGCGAGUGUUUUGACCACCUCGUCUACACAUAACAUCCUAAAGUUUAACACCACCAAACUUAAGCCACUUUUGUACAAACACUUCAUAUUAUUCUUUCGAAUCAGUUCGAGUUGUACCAUUUCUUGGUUCCAUUUCAUAAACUAUCAGUUUAGCUGUUUAGUAGGAUUAGA